This is a messenger RNA of Corythoichthys intestinalis (scribbled pipefish), 9931 nucleotides long. Its product is annotated as gastrula zinc finger protein XlCGF26.1-like. The record is from RefSeq and is a predicted model, not a curated record. Gene Ontology annotation, molecular function: DNA-binding transcription factor activity, RNA polymerase II-specific; RNA polymerase II cis-regulatory region sequence-specific DNA binding. Gene Ontology annotation, biological process: regulation of transcription by RNA polymerase II. Gene Ontology annotation, cellular component: nucleus. The transcript has 3 exons. Bases 3211 to 5346 code for a protein of 711 amino acids. Lineage: Eukaryota; Metazoa; Chordata; Actinopteri; Syngnathiformes; Syngnathidae.
CAUACAGCGAGCACGUGGUACGUGGGUAGGCUCUAUAGCACGGUCACCUUCCCGAAGGACAACUUCUUCAUGUAUGUUGGCAGUCAAAACUUCUGGCAACUGUAAAAUAUAGGUGAGCCGACAAUGAAAAAGUAUCAAAUUUAUUAAAAAAACAAACGUUUAAAAUGUAAUUGGCUUCUCAUAAAAAUUACUAAACUCCCUGUGCAAUACUGCCUCAUUGGGCCCUGCCUCUGAUUAUAAUUACUAGUAUAGCAGUUAUGUCCUCAAUUUAAAUCAAAGGAAAUUAUGUCCAGGAUUAGGCAGCUGUCAGUGUCAUCCUCAACCUUUCAAAGAAAACAUAAUUUACACAUGACUAGGCAUGUGCCGGUAUGAGAUUUUGGUGGUACGAUAACCGUGAGCAAAAAUACCGCGGUUUCACGGUAUCAUGGUAUUGCAAUUAUAGCUCCAAAAUUUUGAGAUGUAUGGGUUUUUAAAAAGAGAAAAAACUUUUUUGCAUUGAACAGGAUUUUUUUUCAGAUCAUAUUUACAAAUUGGAACAUGAAUAUAAUGUGAAAAUAAAUAAAUUAACAAAAAAUAACAAAUAUUUUAUAUAAAAUUAAAAUAAAUAGAACCUAGACUAUACCCGCAGCCACAGCUCAAGUUGCUCAAUAUUAGAGCAAGAACAAAAUAAUUGCUAUAAAAAAGUAAAAACACUUCUAAAUAAAAUAAAAAAUAUAUACUGUAUGACUUUUUUUGAGGGGGGAAGCUCAAGUGAAGUUUCGCCAUUUUCAGCCACUGUGUCAACUUUAGUCUACAUGAUGUCAUGCCUUUGUGUUAAAAAGAACAAAGAAUUCAUAAGUUAGUUAAAAAUGUAUAAGUUAGUUCAAAUGUAAAUAUUGUUGAGGACAGGUUUCAUCAAAAAAAAAAAAAAAAAAAAGUGAGGAGUGAGACCUCCAUUCUUAAUUAGCGAUCUUUGACGCGAUACUCCCCCCCCCUUCAUUCAACCUUGUUUCUCACUCAGCGGCUGUGAGACAUAAAACCUCGACGAAGCUGCUCUCCCAGCUUAGCCUAGGCUAACAUUCGUCAUUGUAAGUUUUAGUUAGUUUUUAUAUUGAAUUUGAAAGGAAAAUGUAUGUUUUGUUUUUGGCGAACUUUCUCAUGGUGCUACUGCUAUCCUGUUGAACCUACUCACACGUGAAAAAAUACAAUUGUACAACGAUUAAUUUGUAUAUUUUACCACGAUUUAAGAGCUCAAUAAAUUGAAGAAAAGUACGCCUUGUGUUUGGAGGGUUUGUUUUUGGGUUUGCUGGCUGUUUAGCAGAAUAGCGUCACUGACACUCACGGCAACAAACGGGAAGGGUGAGCGCUGCCGCACCAAGCCACUUCGGCUGCAUUUUGGCACAUGAAAAAUAGCGAAUACCGUACAAAGGUAUGACGGAAAAUUUGAGUGGUUUUGAAACCGCGACGUUUUCACACCAUGGUAAACCGUGAAACCGGUAACCGGCACAUGUCUACACAUGACAUGCAGGUGAACGUUAUGACCAGGUAAGCAAUCAGUUGCAGUGAUGACCAUUGCCCUUAUCAACAUUGAUUGAUUAUCUUGUAGUUUUCUUUUACCUGUCUGAUUGAAGUUUAGUAAGAUAUAGAGGGGGGUUGCCUUUGGAACCCUGAAGACAGGCUGUAGAGUUCCCUGAAGGAGAGGGGACACUUUCUCUGUCCAGAAGGCAAAUCUAUGCCCAUGCCUUUAAAUAGAAAUGCAAAUGAAUCCAUGCCCAAUACCUCCCAAUGUUCUUUGACCUAAGUGUCACAAAAUGAAAAACAGACCACCAAAAAGGCUUUAAAAAUGUGACAAUGUUUGAUAAUUUCUCAGAAAUUAAAAAAACAAAUGUAUUUAAAAUAUUUCUACAAUUCUGAAAAGCAGGAUGGUCUAAUACUGUAAUGUCAGUUGAGAAGUGAAAACAAUCCAUUUGUGCUUAGUUGCUCAAUUAAUGCAUUUACCCAUUCAUUGAUGUCCUGAAUCAUUGUUGGCCAAUAGAAGCUAGGAAUGGCUCUGUUGCUGGUGCCCUCGACGCUGCUCGAGUUCCCAGUACCAGAGUUAUUGUGACACUCCAUGAGGAUAGUCUGCUUCUCCUUUGACUUGAUGACCAGGCACAUAUAUUUUAGGGGGGGGGGGCUUUUAUCUGUUGGACGAAAAUUAAAAAAGCAAAGAGAAUAUUAAAAUGCAGUAGAUUAUAAUGACCACCACCUGACAGAGAUUAAUAAUAAAAAAUAAAUAAAUAAAUAAAACUCAGCUCUGGACCUUCUCCCACCUGAGAUUCACAACAGUUUCUCUUAUUUUUAUUUUAACAUCUCAUAUCUUUCUCAUUUUCUACUUUAAAACAAAAUAGAACAAGUGCCUCUUUUUUCCAAUUAUUUAAAUAUCUUUAUAAAUAGCUUAUGGAGCUGCGUUUUUUAAAUGGCCAAAAAUAGUCACUUGGCCUAUAAAGGAUUUUAAAAAAAAACAUAGAGGCUCAUAUAUUCAUGACCCUCUUUUCAGACUUAUAACACAAAUUGCCAGUAUAACAUCAGUUUUACUUACCUUUAACAAUGAAAUAACGCACCAUUCGUCGAACCUUACGGCGCCCCACUUGAGUAGUUGGAAGCGUUCCGUCGACCAGGUACGUUAGAAGAUGCUAGGUAUCCACAUUCAUCUUCUCGGAUCACUCGAAGUAUCUAUGAAGACAAAUUCAAGCAUUUCAUGCCACUCUAAGACUUAAACUUACCACACAGGUUGGAUGCAUCGAGGACAAGGACAUCGAGUCAAAGUUCGCAGGAACCUUUCGAAGAUUGUGGCGUACACACACGCAUAAAAACCCCUCAAUGUCCGAGCCUAACGCAUAAAUCUAUAUCUCCCGUCAUCCCUCGGGAGAAAAUGGCGUUGAUCUACGCGUGCGCAGUAGCAAACCGUCACAAUCGAUGCACCCGUCACGAUCGGGUAAUGACAAUGACAACACCUCUACUUCAUUUGCUCGAAUCAGAUUCGAGCAGGAAGGCUCGAGCAUCCCAUCUCUAGUGUCAGAUAUUUUUGGGCAAGAAUCUGUUCAAUCUCGCUUCUGCUUCGAGUCGUUUGGGUGCACGUUCAAACUUCGAGGCCUGCUUUGUUAGCCUAGCCUAGUUUAGCCGCUAACAAAAAGAACAAACAACGCGCCUGGGAUCAAUACGUCAACGAGCAAGCAAACAUCAAGUCCCAAAAUGUCAGAUGUCAGUCACGCGCAUCGUCCUGAACGCCUGGAGUCUGCUUGCAUGGAGGUAGCUGAAGAGUCGCCAUACAUCAAAAAGCUGGAGGAAGAAUUUGUCCACAUUAAAGAGGAGCAGGAGGAGUAUUUCAUUAGAGUGGAGAACCCCCACAUUGAGGAGCAGCAGCAACCUCAUCCCCCCCUCGAAAAGGAUGAGGAUGACCCUACGUAUAUUAAAGUGGAGUUGGUGAACAUCCCCAAGUGGACUGGUGAGUCCUUAAAGGGUGAAGAUGGAGGUCCGAGUGAGGCCAGCAGAGGGGCGGAGCCUCCAAAUGCCAGCAGCAGCAGUUCAAAAGAAGGGUCCCAGGCAGACAACCUCAUCGCUCGACCAUCAGAGAGUGACGAUUUCACAUCACACUCCCUGUUCUGUUUCAGAAAAUAUCUUGGUGCUGAGCCAGAAUCUCCUGGAGUAAAAGCGGAUGUUGAGCUCCCCCAAAUCAAAGAGGAGCCAAAGCCCUGUCAACAAAAGCAACUUCCAAUCAAAAAGGAGGAGGAGGAGCUGCCAUAUGUUAAAAAGGAGGAAGAGGAGGAGCAUAUCACCAGGUCUACUGGUGAUCCCUUGAAGAGUGAAGAUGGUCUAAGUGAGGCCGGGAGAGGGGCGGAGCCUCCAAGCGGCAGCAGCUCAACAGAAGGAUUGCAAGCAGACAUUUUCAUCUCUCCAUCAGACAGAAAUGGCACCACAUCACACUCACCUUACAUUGAUGAUGGUCAUAAGACAUUUCACGGUGAUAACAAACUCUGCAAAUGCUCUCAGUGUGGAAAAACCUUUGCUAAAAAGUAUAAUUGUCAGAUGCAUAUGAGGAGCCACACUGGUGAAAAGCCUUUUUCAUGCUCUGUUUGUGGAAAAGAUUUUGUUUCAGUGGGACACCUAAAAACACACACAAGAAUCCACACCGGCGAAAAACCUUUUGCCUGCUCAAUUUGUGGUCAAGGAUUCAGUCGUAAGAGUGCCUUAAAAGUACACACAAGAACCCACACUGGCGAAAAACCUUUUUCCUGCUCAGUUUGUGGUCAAGGAUUCAGUCAUAAGAGUGCCUUAAAAGUACACACAAGAACCCACACUGGCAAAAAACCUUUUUCCUGCUCAGUUUGUGGUCAAGGUUUCGCUCGAAAGGAUCACUUAAACAAACACACGAGAACCCACACUGGCGAAAAACCUUUAUCCUGCUCAGUUUGUGGUCAAGGUUUCGCUCGAAAGGAAUGCUUAAGAAAACACACAAGAACCCACACUGGCGAAAAACCGUUUCCAUGCUCAGUGUGUGGUCAAAGAUUUGCUCAAAAGCGAUCCUUGAAAGAACACACAAGAACCCACACUGGCGAAAAACCUUUAUCCUGCUCAGUUUGUGGUCAAGGUUUCGCUCGAAAGGAACACUUAAACGAACACACAAGAACCCACACUGGCGAAAAAACAUUUUCCUGCCCAGUUUGUGAAAAAAGAUUCAGUUAUAAGACCACCUUAAAAAAACACACAAGAACCCACACUGGCGAAAAACCUUUAUCCUGCUCAGUUUGUGGUCAAGGUUUCGCUCGAAAGGAACACUUAAACGAACACACAAGAACCCACACUGGCGAAAAACCUUUUCCAUGCUCAGUUUGUGGUCAAAGAUUCGCUCAAAAGCGAUCCUUGAGAGAACACCGAAGAACCCACACUGGCGAAAAACCCUUUUUCUGCUCAGUUUGUGGUCAAAGAUUCAGUCAUAAGAGCAUCCUAAAACAACACAUAAGAACCCACACUGGCGAAAAACCUUUUUCCUGCUCAGUUUGUGGUCAAGGAUUCUCUAAAAAGUCUCACUUAAAAAGUCACGAAAGGACUCACACUGGCGAAAAACCUUUUUCCUGCUCAGUUUGUGGUCAAGGAUUUUCUCAAAAGCAACGCCUACAAAGUCAUGAAAGAACCCACACUGGCGAAAAACCUUUUUCCUGCUCAGUUUGUGGUCGAGGUUUCGCUCGAAAGGAUCAUUUAAACAAACACACGAGAACCCACACUGGCGAAAAACCUUUUUCCUGCUCAGUUUGUGGUCAAGGUUUCGCUCGAAAGGAAUACUUAAGAAAACACACAAGAACCCACACUGGCGAAAAACCUUUAGGUUAGGUUAGGGUUGGGGGGUUACGUUCGUAUUUGUGGUACACUUUAUUUUUGUGAUUGCAUUUCAGUUUGGGCUGUGCCAUUUUAUGUUUUACCUUUUCUUGCCAUCAACGUCUUUCCUUUGGUUCUCUCGCCGACUGGCAUCAUUUAUAUCAUAAUCUCCUUUUCAAACUACACUUUUCACAUUUAAUAUUUGAAACCGCAGACCCCAAAUUCCAAAAAUUCAAAAUCAUUAAUAGAUGUUGUCAUUAAAUAAAUAUGGACAUUUAGAAUACAUUGUUCAAUAUUGCAAAAAUAAUUUAAAAAAAAAAAAACUGGCUCACAAAUGAGUUUUUUGUGUGGGGGUUAAUGUAAAUAUAUGUAUUUAUAUAUAUAUAUAUAUAUAUAUUUUUUUUCAAUUACUAUUACUACUCGUGAUUGUCAGUGUGCGCGUCAAAUAAACAAAAAUAAAGAAGAAAAAAGGACUGACAGUAAAGUCGUGUUCUUACUACAAGAAUUUUUUUUUCCCGUGUAGCAAGUCAAGUUUUGGGAUCUUAUUUUUUUAUUUAUUUAUUUAUUUUUUUAAUAUCUAAAUAAACGCACAGAAUCAUUUUUGUCUUUGACUUUGCAGAUUAUUUAUGUUUUGUGUUGAACAUUUUGUUUUCUGUUAAUUACAUGGUCGCCACCUGACACCUAGAGGGGUUGCAUUGAGUAAGGCGCUAUUGGAAUGCAAAAGUUCAUUGUUGCCAUGGAUUUUUUCCUACACAAACUUCCUCGUCUGUAUUGGAUCCAUAUUAUUCGGCUCGCCGUUUCAUUACAAAGUUAAGUGGCAUUAUUUAUAUCAUACUCUCCCUUUCAAACUACAGUUUUCUCAUUUAAUAUUUGAAACGGCAGACCCCAAAUUCCAAAAAUUCCAAAUCAUUCAAAACACUAUCAUGAAAUUGAUAUGGGAAAUUUGAAUAUUGUUCAAUGUUGCAAAAAUACUGAUUAUUAAAAAAAAUCAAUUCUUGCUCACAAAUUAUUUUUUGUGAGGGGGUCAACGUGACCAUGGCGCAAAAAUGAAUUUUCACUAUAGACCCUACCCACCAACGUCAUAAAACCACGUGCUCGCUGUAUGGUUCCGCCCACUUGUCCGUCAUUUUGACUCUGUAUUAGCAUUGUUUUCAAUUGAUGGCGGAAUUUAAAAUGCAUUUCAUGGAAGACCCGGUGCUUUCUGAUGCCGCAAACUCACUGGAUCUGUUGCAUAAAAGGCGUUAUGAGGAAAAGCUUCGUUCUAUACAGUCGCCAGAUCCAUAUUUGAUGCCCAAAUCGAUGUUUUUCGACCCACUGUCUUCGCCCUGUCUGCCUGACAUCUGCUACGCAGAUAUUUACAAUUAUCUUGUCCACACUAAAUCAGCCUAUUCCCAUGAAAAUUUGAAAAAACUUCAAGAGCUUGGAGGCUUAUAAAUACUUCGUUGCUGGUUGGGUGAAACAGGUCCUCGUUCGGCAGGAAUCUAUCUUGUGCUUGGAAAGGUGAGUUACGAAAUUUUCAAUUCAAAAUCUUUUGUUAUUGCUAACAUCCACUGUCAAGUCUAAUGUAUUUCAUGUCGUUUGUCAAUGGAGUUAAGGCUUUUAAUGUUUAUAUGGUUUAGCGAUAGCACUCUCACUACAUACAUACGUGUAUGUUGUCGGCGAUUAGCCUAGCAAUGAUCUUAAUUGUGGUUAUUUGUCAGCCCCGUAGACGAGGCCAGUUUCUUUCACUUGGUACCAGCUAAAUAUUAUUCAAAAAAUAACGAUGGUGGAAGAAAGGGAAGUCACAAACAUCUUGAAUUUGAAACUAUGUCGUACUACGUCGUAUGUUGUCGGCGAUUAGCCUCGCAAUGAUCUUAAUUGUGGUUAUUUGUCAGCUCCGUAGACGAGGCCAGUUUCUUUCACUUGGUACCAGCUAAAUAUUAUUCAAAAAAUAACGAUGGUGGAAGAAAGGGAAGUCACAAACAUCUUGAAUUUGAAACUAUGUCGCACUACGUCGUAUGUUGUCGGCGAUUAGCCUAGCAAUGAUCUUAAUUGUGGUUAUUUGUCAGCCCAAAACCCUCUAAGUAUAUCUUAAAUGCAUCUUACCGGAUAUAAAAUGACUACUACAUAGUCUGUGGUGACUUUUUGGUGCCCAGUUUUCACGUCGAAUUGCAGCCGUCCAUUUCGCUCUCCUCUUUGGAUCCCUCGGAAUACGGUAAAACUUCAAGUCUCUCCUUCCAUCUUCUCUGUUAGUGCAACCAACAGCCACACACGCCUUCACCAUUUUGAUUAUUAAUGUUAAGGAGCAGAAAAACACGCCGUAAAUAGGAGAAAUGUACGUAGCCGUAACAGGUUAACACUAUGUUUUGACGGACAAGUGGGCGGUACCAUUCAGGAGAGCGGAGCUGUGACGUCACGUGGGUAGGGUCUAUACAAAAACUGUGACAUUUUGUAAAAUUCAAUUGGAGGUCGAAAAUGAACAUGAUUAUGAUGAUAGUUCUGUAAUAGUGCCCAGUGGGGAAAAGUUAUUUGAAGAUCUAGACUGUGGAGUCCAGAAAGGAAAUCUCUCAUUGGUGUCUUCAAAUAGGUAGAACAUGUUUUGUAGCCAUAAUAUUCGUUGUUGUUUAUUCGUGUGCAAUUUAUUUUAGCGUUGUGAAAAGGGGGUGUGGAACCGAGGCUUAUUGGACCUUUUAGUUUUCCAAUGUGUUCGUGUGUCAUUGCGCCGUCUAGCUGCAGGGAUUUGCAUUAUACACGGGCACUUUUAUUUCCAAUACCAGAACACUAAGUUAAUUAGAACACUGUCUUUAUAGUAGCCUAGUAGUAUCACGUAAACUAUCCGGCAUGCAUACUGCCAUGUAUGGAGAAAAUGCGCGAGCAUGACAAAUUUUGACCGAAACAGCUGUUUUUGGAUGGGAAAAACUAAAACAGAUCCUCAGCACUCCCUGCUGUGAGUGACUUCCAGCGCCCCUGUACCAGCCUCUGCCAAUGAAAAUCUCUUGACUCUGCUUCAAAGUGCUUGCACCUCAGCACUUGUUUUUUUUUUUUAUUGAUGAUUAAUAACUAGUUUUUAUUCCGUCCACUACAUUUAAAUGUACUUUUCAAAUUUUAUACUAAUAUUCAGAGGUGGGUAGAGUAGCCAAAAAUUUUAAUCAAGUAAAACGAGCGCUUCUUCUAAAUGAUAUUACUUUAAGUGAAAGUAGUUAUCCAAAAAUGUACUCAAGUAUACGUAAAAAAAGUAUUUGUUGAAAAUACUCAAGUAAUAAGAAACAUUGUUAGUAACUGUUUACAAUGUCAGAUUUUAAAAAAUGUUAUAUAUAGAUUUAUUUAUGGUAUAUAGUAAACUGUUUUUUGUUUCAGCACAACUUCAUCUACAUGAACUGUUAUUAUUGUAAGUAUAGUACAGCAAUUUACAACUGAGUAUGAAUGAGUAUGAAGGCCUUAUAAAGAAAAAUGUUGUUGGGGACAAAAUAAAAUGUUUUGGUAUAUCAUUUUUGUUAAAAAACCAAUAUCUACUGUAAUACAUAAAACACAAAAAUGUGUGUAUUUAACUUGAGAGACUAAAUUUAUGUUGAAAAUGUUUUUGUUUGUUAAUAACAUGGUCACCAUCUGACCCGCUGCUUGCAACAAGGGUCACUUUGAAUAGGGCGCUAGUUAAACGGAAAAGUUCACUGUUGACAGAGGAGGCGUUACCAUGGCGCAAAAACCAUUUUAUACUAUACAAACACAGUGAAUUUCUCUAAAAUUCAACUGAAGGUUUAUGAUAGUUCACCCGUUCAGCUCCCUGGUUCACAGAGGAGCAGAGAUCACUAAAAAGGACUGGCCGAGUCCUGGAGUGGGCCUUUGUUACAUCAGGGCUGUUGAUGCAUAAGUUGGCCUACCGGAAACAUCAACGGAAAUAUGUCAAAGAACUCUCCAAGGCCAGGUUAGCACACUACUCCAACAUUAUUAACAAUAACUCUGGUAACUCCAAACAACUCUUCACCACCGUCCAGGGGCCGCGUUAACCGAAUAUUUUCCGUCGUUGACAGGUUUUUUAAAACGGUGACGGAAAAAACUGAAGUCCAUCUGUCAUUUUGACAGGUUGCAAUUCACACCCCAGACCACAGGGUGGCGAGUGAGCAUAUUAAUGAGCUAUUGUCUCUCUUGAUGCAUGACGUCGUUGGCCUUACUCGGAAAAUGUCAAGGAAACUGAGUGUCCGACGUUUCUUCAAAAAACCCCAAAACAACGAUGGUGUUGAUAAAAGAGGUGAAAAAGAGGGACUGAUUCAAUGGAGGAUGAAGGAUGACAACGAAUCAAGUGAAUCGCCGGUUCACUCCUCACUGCGGCGCGCAGUUGAAAACACCGCCAAUUACCAAGAAGGGCAGAAUUGGUAACACGGUGAAAGCGGCAUAGAGCCAAAAAAGCGGACCAGACUAGCCAGAGCCUGAAAUUAUUUAAAGGAAAAUAUGGAGGGUGCCGCCACUGUGUGUACUCUUUUUGCUAAGCUGAGCUCGCAUACCACGGAAGCACGUCGGCUAUGAACGAACUCUUGGCGCGCCAUUACCCAAGUGUAUUUCGGAAGAGAACAGGAAACAACAAGCUAGCGGAUUGUAAAUCCAUACAACUUUCCAACUAUUUUUU